AUGGACGGUGCUGAAACGAAGCAUCGACUAAAUGGAUUGAAGGCGUUCUUGGACACCGAACAUGGUAUUCUACGAGUUGGAGGGCGUAUCAAACGAGCUUUCAUUCCAUAUGAUAGCCGUCAUCAGAUGCUGCUCCCAGCGAAGCAUCCGAUCACCGAAGCACUUGUACUAUACUUGCACCAGGAGAACUUGCACAUCGGGCAGAAGGGUCUGCUUGCGAUCGUUAGACAACGAUACUGGCCACUAAAUGUGAAAACCAUGAUUCGUAAGGUGAUUCGGAAUUGUGUACCGUGUUUCAAAGCGAACCCGCUUAAGACGACACAAAUGAUGGGUGACUUACCGUCUUAUCGCAUCCGACCUGCUUCAGCUUUCUCAAAUACCGGCGUUGACUAUGCCGGACCUUUCUGGAUCAAGUCGUCAUCCACUGCGCGUAAGCCACUUAUCACGAAGGCCUACGUGAGCUUGUUUGUGUGUAUGCAGACGCGUGCCAUACAUCUUGAAUUGGUCUCUGAUCUGAGACGAUUCACAAGCCGACGUGGAUACCCGAAAACGAUGCGUUCCGAUAAUGUGACUAACUUUGUCGUGGCUAAAACCGAACUCCACGAGCUGUGGCUGCUGCUCCGUAAUCAGUGUGCCUUAGGAAAAAUCACGAGCUACUGCACCGGUAAAGGGAUCGAGUGGUCGUUCAUACUACCACGGAGCCCCCACUUUGGUGGCAUUUGGGAGACUGGUGUAAAGCAGGUGAAACAUCACCUGACUCGAAUUGUCUGUCAUCGGAAGCUCAUCUAUGAGGAAUUGUACACCACACUAACGCAAAUUGAAGCGGUUCUUAAUUCACGGCCACUAGCGCCAUGUUCAGAUGACCCAACGAUUACACAGCCAUAA
Molecule: messenger RNA, 885 nt
Organism: Ochlerotatus camptorhynchus
Lineage: Eukaryota; Metazoa; Arthropoda; Insecta; Diptera; Culicidae
Exons: 1
Coding region: 1-885 (294 amino acids)
Biological process (GO): DNA integration
Molecular function (GO): nucleic acid binding
Source: RefSeq, a predicted model, not a curated record